CUUGUGUAUAUAAACACAUGUACUCCCACAUUAUUGUUUAAGGAAAUUCAUAAUUCUUCAUGGUAUGAGAGCCAUAAUCUCUCAACCCAAAAACCCUAACCCUACCCGUGCUCUCUCCCUCCCUCUCGGCGUGCUUUCUCCCAGCGCCGCACACCACGCACCCGCCGUCCUCCUCUCCUCGGCGGCAGCAGCAGCGCAGCACAGCCCCUCUCUUCCUCGGCGACGACAGCACCUUCUCUUCUCAAAUAUGGCUUCCUCUGAUAAAGCCUCAGAAAACUCAACCUCUUCCUCCUCCUCGAAUGCUCCUCAUCUUGCCUUCACAACAAUCUCCAACGUCAAGCUUCAUGUCCCGAUUCAGCUCAGCUUCUCUCAGCCCCACUACAAAAAGUGGAGUCGGCUCUUUCUCCUCCUGGUGCGCCGAUUCACCCUCCACGGCUUUCUCUCAGGUUCUACCACUCCUUCUUCUGCCGAUGAUGAUGAAUGGUACCAGCUUGACGCCCUGAUCCAAGGUUGGAUUCUCUCUACCAUCACUGACAAAGUUUCAGAUCUGGUCAUCUCCACCACCACCACCGCCGCUGAACUCUGGCAGGUUAUUCAUGCUCUCUUUCAUGACAACAAACAUGCUCGGGCGAUGCAACUCGAGCACCAGUUUAGAACCACCAUCAAGGGUUCGAUAACCAUGGCCACUUACUGUCAAACUUUGCGAAACAUUGCCGAUUGGUUGGAUGAUGUUGACGCUCCGGUCUCUGAGCCUCAACUUGUGCUUCAAAUGCUUCGUGGGCUACCCGACGAUCUCCAGGCUCAGACAUUGUUCUUGCAAUUCCAACAACCGCUGCCCACGUUCCUUCAGACCCGAUCCGCUCUCAUGCUCCUUGAACGGCAACGACAAACCAUCAUGGACGACGCCGACACGGCGCUCAUAGCUGGCCGAACCGCCAGCUCACCAUACGGCGGCGGUAGCGGCGGCUUCGGGCGCAGCGGUGGGACGGCCGGCAGUGGGCAAAACGGCAGCAGCGGCGGCAGUCGCGGGCAGCAGGGGCGCAACUCCGGUCGCGGUGGAGGCGGCCGUGGACGUGGACGAGGAAGAAACUCUGGUAUCAAUGUCCAUCGGACAGCUCAUGGUCUCUUUCUACAUCAGACACAGUUCACUCACGACAUCCUUGAGCGUGCCGGUAUGAUUACGUGUCGUCCCACCUCCACUCACGUCAAUACGAAGGCUAAAUUAUCUGGCACAUCGGGUUCCUUGGUAGCCGACCCUGCCCUCUAUCGCUCCAUCGUUGGAGCCCUCCAGUAUCUCACAUUUACUAGGCCAGACAUCUCCGACUCUGUUCAGCAGAUCUGUCUCCACCUUCACGCCCCUCGAGAAGUCCACGUCACAGCUAUGAAGCGGGAUCUCAAGACAAGUGUGAAGAUAUAGAGUAUUUAUUUUUCGUUUAGGUCUUAGCAUUUGUUGUUAAAGUUGUUAGCCUUGGUUUGCUAAGCCUCAUGUUUUGAUGUUAACAAACAAUAUAAGAGCUUGACGUUUGUUUAAGUGUUUCAGGUACAACAAGAAUCCAUUAAGAUUCGGUACUCAAGAAUGAAGUCGAAACACCAAACUAGCGUAGAAUAUAGGUAGAAACCAAUCCUCUUAAUGGUUCAGAUGUCUGAAUGGUUAAGAGAUUUGCCUCUGAAUGGUUAAGUAUUAUACAGAGUCUGAAUGGUUAAGACCUCUUAUCUGAAUUGAUCAGACAUUUGCCUCUGAAUAGUUAAGCAAUAUACUAGCUCUUAAUGGUUCAGACCUCUUACUGGUUCAGCACUUAAUGGUUCAGACCCCUUACUGGUUCAGCACUUACCCAUUCAGAAGUUGCCAAACAGCCCCUAAGUCUUCAGGCAUCAAAACGCUUAAAGAAAUAUCACAGCUUUAU
Molecule: messenger RNA, 1904 nt
Organism: Cuscuta campestris
Lineage: Eukaryota; Viridiplantae; Streptophyta; Magnoliopsida; Solanales; Convolvulaceae
Source: the annotation of a GenBank genome assembly